Fusarium vanettenii 77-13-4 is the source of this 987-nucleotide messenger RNA. RefSeq lists its product as uncharacterized. Bases 1 to 987 code for a protein of 328 amino acids. The transcript is spliced from 3 exons. NCBI's taxonomy places the organism in Eukaryota, Fungi, Ascomycota, Sordariomycetes, Hypocreales, Nectriaceae. The record is from RefSeq and is a predicted model, not a curated record.
AUGGGUGGAUCUUUUUCAAGUACAUGGACGCAAUCGUUCCCUCCCAAGCCAACCUUUACCGAAAAAGAUGUGCCCGAUCUCAAAGAAAAGGUCUACAUCGUCACUGGUUCCAACACUGGCGUGGGCAAGGAGCUAGCCCGGAUGCUCUAUUCCAAAAAUGCCAAGGUCUACAUCGCCGCCAGAUCCGAAGACAAGGCCAAGACUGCUAUGGCCGACAUCAAGAAGGCGUCACCCGACUCCUCGGGUUCAAUGGACUUUCUUCGCCUAGACUUGGCGGAUCUUACUACUAUCAAAUCAUCUGCUGAUAGCUUCCUAUCCAAGGAGAAGAAGCUUCACGUGCUGUUCAAUAAUGCGGGUAUCCAGAGCCCAGACCCCGGGGUAACUGCCCAGGGCUAUGAGGCUCAUCUUGGCGUCAACUCACUCGGGACUUUCCUGUUCACCAAGCUUCUGACGCCAAAGCUCGUCGAGACAGCCAAGAGCGAGCCGGCUGGGACGGUACGAGUCAUUUGGGUUUCGUCUGCAGCGACAGAGAUUGUGGGUGAAAAGUCUGUUGGCCUUCAUCUGGACAACCUUGACUAUCAUAUCAACAAGUCUGAGAUGUACAAGUAUGGCAUGAGCAAAGUUGGCAACUACUUGCAUGGUGUCGAGUAUGCAAAGAGGCAUCGAUCCGACGGGGUCGUCAGUGUUCCUCUGAACCCAGGAAACCUUCAGUCAGAUCUUUAUAGGGACCGGACUUCACUCUUGUUCAAGUUCAUGGUCAAGUAUUUGAUGUACCCUCCGGUACUCGGGGCUUACACCGAGCUCUACGCCGGACUGUCUCCUGAUAUCACUAUUGACAAGACCGGUAGCUGGGUAAUUCCCUUUGGCCGUAUUCAUCCGAUCAGAAAGGAUCUCACCGAGGCCACGAGGACGAAGAGCGAGGGAGGAAACGGAACCGGGCUCAAGUUUUGGCAGUGGAGUGAGACGGAAGUGAACAAGUACCUAUAA